Stylonychia lemnae is the source of this 1692-nucleotide messenger RNA. Lineage: Eukaryota; Ciliophora; Spirotrichea; Sporadotrichida; Oxytrichidae. The record is from the annotation of a GenBank genome assembly.
AUGGAGAAGAUCGUAUCCUUAAAUUUCAGAUAGAACUGCCAAAAAUUCAAAAAAUUCGCUGAAAUUAAAUCAGGGACAUUCGGAACUGUUUGUAAAGUCUAAGAUUUGACUAAUGGAUAGAUGGUUGCACACAAAUAACAAGACUUAAAAAAGUUAAUUACUGAUCCUUCAGGAAUAUCUAGAAGUUCACUCAGACUUAUUAGAGAAAUCGCAUCUUUUUCUUUACAUCAUCCAAAUAUUUUGGAGACAAAAGAAGCAUAUUUCGAUGAUGAAAACAACUUUAUCAUAAUAAGUGAACUAGCAGAAUAAGAUUUAGAAAAGUAUAAGAUGGCCAGGUCGAUGAGUGCAUCUGAAAUUUCGUUCAUAAUGCUAUAAAUAAUAGAAGGAUUAGAUCACGUUCAUAAAAAAGGCUUUAUACACAGAGAUAUUUCCCCUGAAAACAUUUUAGUUUUCAAAGAUGGUAUUUUUAAGAUUUGCGAUUUCGGCGUUGCUGCUUAAGGGGAUUCUACUUAAUAAUUCACUGGGAAACUAAAUUACAUGGCGCCUGAGGUUAAAUUUGGAGAGGAAUACGAUAAAAAUGCAGAUAUUUGGUCUCUAGGCAUGCUACUCUAUUAUCUUUGCUUUGGUGAUUCUUAAUUAAAAGAAAUAAACAUCUAAAGGAAGAAUAGUCAGUAAGUUGAAAUGGAAGGAUUUCCCUAAUUUGAAGACAUCUUUAAUAAAAUGACUACAUAUUCAAAUAAUGAUAAAUAAGCUAGAUUUUCCUUAUAGUAAUUGAGAUAAGAUUUCAAAAAGCUAGUUAACUCAUCACAAUAUUUAGAGUACUAGAAAAUGCUUCUUAAUUACUAACUUGAAUCCAUAAAGCAAUCAAACUAAUAGAAUCAUAAGUUAUACUGUGAGUACCUCUAAAUUCAUGAAAACUUCGAUGAAUUAUUAAAAUGCGAUGCAAUUCAGGAAUAAAUCAAAAAAUUUUAAAAGGAUUCAUUAUUCCAACAAGAAUAGAUCAAGCGUUAUAUAGUAGAUAAAGCUGCAGAAAAAAUUAAACUCUAAAGUAAAGUUUAAUCCUGCGAAAUAGUAAUAUAAAAGAAAAGUAAUGAAAUGAUUUAACAAUUGAAAAAAUAAUUGGCAGAGUAGGAACCUUAAUUUAGAAAAGAAUUUAAAAGAUUAGUUGAGCCUUAUGUCAACCAGGAUCAGCAAUAAUAGAGAUUGUUAUUUAAACUUUAAGGAUAAUGCAGUCUACUUUAUAAAGCCUCAAAACAUGGGUUUACAGCGAGUGAUUUCCACUCUAGAUGCGAUAACCAAGGCCCUUCCAUAACAUUUAUAUUAAGUGAUCACGGUAAAGUAUUCGGUGGUUACACAUCAGUUCCUUGGAAAACUCCCGAAUUACAUUAUUAAGCACAGAAAGACAGUACAGCUUAUAUUUUUUCAUUGACUGAAACUACUCUACAUCCAGUUAAUUAGAACUUUGUUGAUCACGCUAUUGGCCAUUACAAGAAAUAGAUUUUGCAGUUCGGAUUAGGUGACAUUCAAAUUGAAGAUUAAUGUAAUUUGAAAUAUACCAACUCAUGUAAUAUUGGAAGCACAUACAAGCCUCCAAGUGGUUACAAAUAAGGAGAUUAAAAGAUAAAAGAGUACUUGGCUGGAGCAAAUAAGUUUCGUGUGCUAGAAAUAGAGGUUUACAAAAUUGAAUAAUGA